Messenger RNA from Mercurialis annua (annual mercury), 1751 nucleotides. Its product is annotated as serine/threonine-protein kinase AtPK2/AtPK19-like. Bases 1 to 1410 code for a protein of 469 amino acids. The record is from RefSeq and is a predicted model, not a curated record. Gene Ontology annotation, molecular function: protein serine/threonine kinase activity; ATP binding. The transcript is spliced from 7 exons. Lineage: Eukaryota; Viridiplantae; Streptophyta; Magnoliopsida; Malpighiales; Euphorbiaceae. Gene Ontology annotation, biological process: protein phosphorylation.
AUGGUGACAAAUUCACAAAAAAAGAAGCUUCACCACUCAGUCUUACUCUCAACAAAUCUCAAAAAACUCACAAUCAUACCCCCAAAUCCCGACAAUUCCGCCGCCGCCGCUCCCGACUUCGAUUUCUCCGAUGUAUUCGGCCCAAAUACACAAUCUCCGUCCACGUCAGCAUCAACCUCCUCCGCUUUUCUCGGAGACCCACUCGUCAUACACCACCGCUCCCACUCCUUCGUCGGACCGUCACCUCGCUGCACUCUCUCCACCUCCCUCCCUCUCCAUCUCCGAGAAGAAGAGUUCGCCGAAAACGGCGUCGUAGAACCAGUUGAAGAAGAGGAAGAAGAAGAAGGGUUUGUGAGUACUAAUGAUGAUGAGGUGAAGAAAGGACAAAAUGGUAAAAUUGGGCCUGGGGAUUUUGAGAUAUUGAGAGUUGUGGGGCAGGGGGCUUUUGGUAAAGUGUUUCAAGUUAGGAAGAAGAGGGGUAAUUUUGGCGGGGAGGAUGGUGAUGGGAUAUUUGCAAUGAAGGUUAUGAGGAAGGAAACUAUAAUAAAGAAGAAUCAUGUUGAUUAUAUGAAAGCUGAGAGGGAUAUUCUUACUAAAGUUGUUCAUCCUUUUAUUGUUCAGCUUCGUUACUCUUUCCAGACCAAGUCUAAGCUUUACUUGAUCCUGGAUUUUAUAAAUGGAGGACAUCUAUUUUUUCAUCUUUAUCGUCAGGGGAUCUUCAGUGAGGAUCAGGCAAGGGUUUAUACUGCUGAGAUAGUGUCUGCAGUUUCACAUCUUCACAAGUACGGGAUUGUGCACCGGGAUCUUAAACCUGAAAACAUUCUCUUGAUGUCUGACGGGCAUGUUAUGCUAACUGAUUUUGGACUGGCAAAGGAAAUUGAUGAAUAUGGUAGAUCUAAUUCAAUGUGCGGCACAACUGAGUAUAUGGCUCCCGAAAUUUUACUGUCUAAAGGCCAUAACAAGGAUGCAGAUUGGUGGAGUGUUGGAAUACUCUUGUUUGAAAUGAUAACUGGGCAGCCACCAUAUACACAUAAAGACAGAAAGAAACUUCAGGAGAGAAUUAUUAAAGAGAAAUUCAAGCUUCCACCAUACCUCAGCUCUGAAGCUCACUCUUUGCUGAAAGGAUUGCUGCAAAAGGAACCAUCAAAAAGGUUAGGAAGUGGUCCUGAUGGAGGGGAUGAAGUAAAACGUCAUAAAUGGUUUCGAUCAGUCAACUGGAAGAAAUUAGAGGCACGGGAAUUGGAGCCAAAGUUUAAACCAGAUGUAAGCGGAAGAGAUUGUACAGAAAAUUUUGACAAGUGUUGGACAUCAAUGCCUGCUGAUGACUCUCCAGCUUCCACACCAACAGCUGGUGGGCAUUUCCAAGGCUAUACAUAUGUUGCGCCCAACCCUUGGCUUUCAUCUAUCUGAUGUGAGGGUAUUACAAGCAAGGCAGCCUUUCAAAUUUUUAGAGAGACUGUAGAUUCUAUCCAAAACUUGCUCAUGAAGAGGUGACACAAAAGCAAUGGUGAUCAAUACCACAGAGAAUCUUUCAGGAAGUGGGAAUCGCAUUGAGUAGAAGAAGAAUCUUGUUCCUUACUUGGCUUGAAGAAUUGAAACACGUUUGAUACUACUUACCAAAUAUUCUGUUUAUUUGAAACCUCAUCGAUCUUAUAUCAUUUGAUUUAGUGUAUCUAUUACUUAUCAUUUCAAACAUAUUUUGGAUUUGUUUUCGCACAUUCAUUAUUUUAAUACAUAUAUUAUAUUCUUUA